Messenger RNA from Diaporthe batatas, 2060 nucleotides. RefSeq lists its product as uncharacterized. Gene Ontology annotation, molecular function: zinc ion binding; DNA binding. The record is from RefSeq and is a predicted model, not a curated record. NCBI's taxonomy places the organism in Eukaryota, Fungi, Ascomycota, Sordariomycetes, Diaporthales, Diaporthaceae. The transcript has 6 exons. The coding region runs from base 600 to 1535 and encodes 311 amino acids.
GUCCGAGUAUCUCACACAAUAAACACGGAAGUAGGCAUGCAUCGAUUCCAUCUCGUCCCAUAUUCGCGUGAAAGAAACUCGGGAGCUGCCUGCGUGGUUGUCUUCGCUGUUUCACCGGUCGGGGGCGUCUCGAGAGCGUUGGGCACCGAUUACAGGGGGGUCGGCUGCCUGGGGAACUUGACGCGACGCAGCGCAGCACAGCACACAAAGCGACGCAACGCGGGACGGCACCGCCCAUUACCGCCCACCUUGGACAAGACCCCCCAACCUUUCCGUUUCCAUGGCAGCAUAAAUUCGUGUCGAUUGACUAUCGCACGAAGACUCACCCCAUCAACUUCCUCUGAGCAUCCGUCAGCGGCUUUUGUGUGGGCAAUCUCGUCCCUGCUGGCUGUCGGCGCGACUGACCUGCUUGAUCGACGCGACCGCGGGUGAGGUCAACGUCAUAAUCCUGGUGCAGCCCUUUGAAAAGCUGCGUCAAGCCACAAACCGCCUGCUCACACCUCAAGCACCCUCGUUCCUGCCGCUGCAGGAUUACCGAGCCUAUCUCUGACUCUGCAAUUCACCCUGUCGAGCUUGGAUCCUUGGGACAACACUUCAAAAUGCCUGCCUAUCGCAUUGAGAUCUCCCCCAACAACCGCGCUGGUUGCCAGGACACCCUUCACAAGAAGGAAGGGGUCAAGAUCAUGAAGGGCGAGCCGCGCUUCGGCAGCUGGCUCGAGAUCGGCGAUCACGGCUCUUGGAGGUGGAAGCACUGGGGCUGCGUCUCCGGCAGACAGCUCGAAAAUCUGCGCGAAGAGAUCGCUAAGGGGGACGGCUCGUAUGAUUUCGACAUGAUUGACGGCUACGAUGAGAUUAACGAUCAUCCUGAGGUCCAAGCCAAGAUCCGUACCGCUAUGAUCGAGGGCAAGAUUGCGGACGAGGACUUCAAUGGUGACCCUGAGUACAAUGUCUUGGGCCAGGCGGGAAUCCGUGCCCGUGUAACAAAGAAGAAAGCCCAGGCAGAUGAUGAGGAUGACGAGAACCCAAAUGGUGAGGCCACCCCCGCCAAGAAGCCGGCCAAGAAGCGUGGUCGCAAGAAGGCUGGUGAGGGCGAGGAAGAGGAGCAGGAGCAGGUUGAGGCUCCUCCCGCAAAGAAGGCUCGCAAGACCAAAGCGAAGAAGCCAGCCAGCGACGACGAAGAUGCCCCACCAGUCGAAGCUCCCAAGGCCAGAGGACAACGCAAGAAGGCCAAGGUUGAGCCAGAGUCUGAUGAGGAAGCCGCCGCCGAGGCUGAGACUCCCAAGAAGGGCCGUGCCAAGAAGGUCAAACCCGAGUCUGAAGUCGAUGCUGAGCCCGCCAUUGAGCAGCCCAAGAAGAAAGGCCGUGCCAAGAAGGCCAAGGUCGAGCCCGAUGAGAACGCUGUUGAGGGUUCUGAAUCCGAGCUUGAGCCCGCGGUCAAGAAGGGCGGCCGCAAGAAGAAGGCUACUGCCAACGACGAUGAUGAUGGAGCCCAAGCUCCCAAGGCGAAGCGGGGCCGACCCAAGAAGAGUGCCUGAACGGAAGAUGAGUUGUCGAUCUGAACAUGCUUGGGAUGGGGGAAUGAUCCACCCCCUGUCUACUCCUCCCGACUAUUGGUUGAUUCCUGUUUAAAAUAUCGAUACCACGGUAGGAUCCUGAGAAGAUAAGCGGAUCUUCACCCGACGUUGGCAGUCUUUGCUUUGUACGGUGACACACUUCCGGCUCCACCUUCAAGGGAGGCAGCUAGUGGUGUUACUGAGUCGUCGACCGUUGAGUGCACCAACUUCAAGGGCGGCUUCGUUUGUUUUCACGCCAGCUUCUCAAGCAAAGUAGAAAAAAGGUUGUUCGCGUUUCCGAACCGAACCCUCCCGAUCUUUUAUUGGGAAGGAACGGCUAUGCAUGAUAUCAGAGGUUGUUUUCCCUUUUGGGCGGUAUUUUUAUUGUUUUCUUAGCCAGAAGCAGGCUUUCGGGGUCCCUCUAGGGGGCCCGGCAGAGACCAAAGGCUGGCUCAGUAUUAGCCUACCGCAGUAUUCGGAAUUAAGACAAAGACAAUCCUCAAAUAA